This is a messenger RNA of Arvicola amphibius (Eurasian water vole), 2888 nucleotides long. It is a transcript of the gene Txnip, whose product is annotated as thioredoxin interacting protein. Lineage: Eukaryota; Metazoa; Chordata; Mammalia; Rodentia; Cricetidae. The coding region runs from base 270 to 1463 and encodes 397 amino acids. Gene Ontology annotation, biological process: protein transport. The transcript is spliced from 8 exons. Gene Ontology annotation, cellular component: cytoplasm. The record is from RefSeq and is a predicted model, not a curated record. Gene Ontology annotation, molecular function: ubiquitin protein ligase binding.
CUCUGGUCUCCUGCCUACCCGGAGUUCAUCCAGCUGCUGGAGCAAAGACAGCUGUUGUUGCUGCCUCUUGAAAGCCUUUGGCACAGCCCGCGGGUUGCAGCUUUCAGACACCGGUUGUUGGGGUUUGCUGAAGAGCUUCUUUAAAUUUUUAUUUGGGUUUUUCAAGCCCCGUCUGCCGUCCGGAGAGUGAGCGCUUUAAUUCGCUGUGAAGGGCUCCUGGAGUUUUUCCUCUUUGGCUUCCGUUCAUCUUGAACCCGCUGAGCCCAACCAUGGUGAUGUUCAAGAAGAUCAAGUCUUUUGAGGUGGUCUUCAACGACCCGGAGAAGGUGUACGGCAGUGGGGAGAAGGUGGCCGGCCGGGUGAUAGUGGAAGUGUGUGAAGUUACUCGGAUCAAAGCCGUCAGGAUCCUGGCUUGUGGAGUGGCCAAGGUCCUGUGGAUGCAGGGGUCUCAGCAGUGCAAACAGACCUUGGACUACCUGCGCUACGAAGACACGCUGCUCCUGGAAGACCAGCCAACAGGUGAGAACGAGAUGGUGAUCAUGAGACCUGGAAACAAAUACCAGUACCAGUUUGGCUUUGAACUUCCUCAAGGGCCCCUGGGAACAUCCUUCAAAGGCAAAUAUGGUUGUGUCGACUACUGGGUGAAGGCUUUUCUUGAUCGUCCCAGCCAGCCAACUCAAGAGGCAAAGAAAUACUUCGAAGUGAUGGAUUUAGUGGACGUCAAUACCCCUGAUUUAAUGGCACCGGUAUCAGCUAAAAAGGAGAAGAAAGUUUCCUGCAUGUUCAUUCCUGAUGGGCGCGUGUCCGUCUCUGCUCGAAUCGAGAGAAAGGGGUUCUGUGAAGGUGAUGACAUUUCCAUCCAUGCCGACUUCGAGAACACAUGCUCCCGCAUUGUGGUCCCCAAAGCAGCUAUUGUGGCCCGACACACUUACCUUGCCAACGGCCAGACCAAGGUGUUAACUCAGAAGCUGUCCUCAGUCAGAGGCAAUCACAUCAUCUCAGGGACCUGUGCGUCAUGGCGUGGCAAGAGCCUCCGCGUGCAGAAGAUCAGACCCUCCAUCCUGGGCUGCAACAUCCUGCGCGUGGAGUAUUCCUUGCUGAUCUAUGUGAGUGUCCCUGGCUCCAAGAAAGUCAUCCUUGACCUACCCCUGGUGAUUGGCAGCAGGUCAGGUCUGAGCAGCCGGACAUCCAGCAUGGCCAGCCGGACAAGCUCUGAAAUGAGUUGGAUAGAUCUAAACAUCCCAGAUACCCCAGAAGCCCCUCCUUGCUACAUGGACAUCAUUCCUGAAGACCACCGCUUAGAGAGCCCCACCACUCCCCUGCUCGAUGACGUGGACGGUGCUCAAGACAGCCCUAUCUUCAUGUAUGCCCCUGAGUUCCAGUUCAUGCCCCCACCCACUUACACAGAGGUGGAUCCCUGCACCGUUAACAACAACAACAACAGCAACAACAACGUGCAGUGAGCGUGUGGGAGACAAGAUGCGUCUAUACUCACUCAUUUCUUUCUGCCUCUCUGCUUGGACUCCAGUGUUUUAGAGACCCAGUCUCAGAGUGGAGAACGGCUCCACCCCAGCCUCUGACUGCACUACAGGGAUGGUAAUCAGCAGGCGGGUUCUCCGGCUUCAAGUGGUGCGGACCCAGCCAGUGCCUGCACUGUGUGUGGUAUUAGGAGUGUUUGCUGGGUGGUUCAGACCCAGGUCCACUUUCUCUCGGGCCUUGGAAAUGAAGACGUUGUCUGUAGUUCUUGAGUCAGUGUAUAAAUGACCUUCUGACAUGGUCUUUCGGAGGUUAUUUUUUUUCUGAAGGGAGUUCUAGAUUAACAGCAAACUUCUCCGUGCCAUGGAAGACAGAACCAAUUUCACAUACUAGAAAAAAAAAAAAAAAAAGGAAAAUCAUGGCCAAAAUUUUGGAAGAGGUGGUUUUGUUCUUGUUUUUUAAUCAGUGUUCCCUUUUUGUAUCCUUACAAAGAAAAAUCUUGCAAGGCCAAUGUGGUUUGGGCCUGGGAGAUGGAGUACAUCCUGUGUAUCACAGGGCAGCUGCCUCAGUGGACUCGAUCCUGGGCUCAGAGCAGUUCUGACUGCUUCCACCCCAUGGCCAUAAAAGCCAUUUCACAGCCAGUUGCACUGCGUUCUCUUACGAACUCCUAACCAGACGGAGGAUCUGUUAUCUCUGUGACUCUUGGCACUUUAGCGCUAGUCUCGACUGCAGACGUCAACUCCACUGUCUGUGUCUUAAGGGUUAAGCCCAAUGACAGGGAAAAGGGAUUUGUCUGGGGGUUUUGAUGUUGUUCUUUUUUGUUUGUUGUUUUUUGAGGACAGGGUCUUGUCUAUCCUUCGCUAGCCUGGAACUCUACACAUAGACCAGGCUAGCCUCAGAGAGAUCCCCCUGCCUCUGCCUCCUGAGUGCUGAGAUUAAAGACCCAGCUUGGUUAUUACUUUGGAGACUUUGUCCCAGUAUGCAGAAUUGUGUAAUUCUGAUUUGACUAUGAAGGGCGUGCCCUGUGAGCCUUUGCAUUGAGAUGCCCUGCACUGAUCAGGGACUCCAGGCAUUGCAAUGAGGAUUUCACAAAAGCCCCCCCCCCCAUCCAUUUCCCGCCCAGUGUUAGGAAAAAGGACUCUUAACUGCUCUCACUGUGGCCACCAGUGCCUGACCAGUCACUCAGCCAUAGCACUUUGUCCAGUGUCCUCUGUCAGCACUGAGCUCCACCCUUUUCUGAACUGCGCAGCCAGAAAGCAUGUGAGCUGAUGGUGGUUUCGUUUAUGUUUUUGUAUUUUGUGUAUCUUUUUUGUAUGACAAAAACUAUAUUUUGUACUUAUCCAAAUAUAUUUUCACCCCAAGGUGGGAGAUAUCGUUUGUAAAAAAAAAAAAAUAAAUAAAUAAAAGUUUUU